AUGCAGCAACCAAACUCCGCCAAUAUGGAUAGUCUCAACAUAGCAAUCAUCGGUGCCACUGGCGUCGGCAAAUCUUCCUAUAUCCAGCGCGUUCUCGGCCUCUCACGCCCACCAAUCUCCAAUGCCUCGAGCGUCCGCCUUGUCGUCGAUAACAUGACGUUGGGCGUCACACUGCUCGAGCUCGAUCUUGAAUACUUCGACAUGAGCCCCGCCCAUCCCAUACAAUGGCCAAAACAGAUCAACGGUCACAUCGUGCCUCGCGUCGAUGGCGCGCUAAUAUUAUAUGAUGUUACCAAGGGUGGAACAAUGAAGGAACUCCCCGAAACUAUCGCUGCUUUGACCAAAGCCGGCCUUCCGGCCGUCCUCGUCGCUAACAAAUGCGACCCUGGCAACGUUCGCCAGGUCGACACGCAGCUCGUUGCCAAUCAUGACUUGUUCAAGUCAUGCGUUGCUACCUAUAACCUUUCCUCCAACGCGCCCGAAAGAGCACGUGCCUGCCUGCACACAGUGGUCAAGGCGGCAGUCGCCAACCGCAAGGAUCCUCAAGGGGCUGAGCCAGCAGCGUCACGUCGGCGCGCGGCAUCCACUGCUAAUCUCGACACACUCGACGCACCCACCAAUCGACCCCUCAGCCAGCAGAGCAAACACAGCCGCGCAAGCUCGGAUCUGUCCCUGCUGCGUGUGCUCCCAUCGACCACAGAGCCUUCCGGCGACGAAUUCAAUCAAUCUGUCUCGAGUAUGCUCCGGACGCCUGGGAUUCGACUAGACCGAGCGCCGAACGACUCCUUCUUGGACAUGGACGAAUCAGACGCCGAAUCACGCAACAGCCCCGAUGACAUACCCAUCCUUCAACGCAAUGACGAAGCUCUCUCCGAUAAGCCUGCCAAGGCUGCCGCCGGCGUGUCGUUUGAUGAGCUCGUUGAUCGGCUGAUCUCGUUGAAGAUGUCGAGAGCCGAUCACAACUUUCUCGAGGUGUUCCUAUGCCUCUACCGGAAGUUUGCCGCUCCAGGCGAGCUCUUCUCGUCCAUACUAAUUAGGCUCGACCGCGUUCGGGACGACAAGACAUCGCACCACCUCACCAAGACAGCCACUCAGCUUCGCAUCAUUGAGGUUGUGGCCCGAUGGGUAUCUUUGUAUCCAGGGGAUUUCGCCCGGCCCGCCACGCGGCGGAAUCUGGAGGAUUUCAUCCGCCAUCUCUCCACAGAACCCAUCUUCUGCAUUGCAGCGCGGCAGAUCCGUCAGCAUCUCGAACAUAGCGUGGUGGAAGACGACGACACCGGUUGGGCCAAGUCAGAUGACGUCGCUGACAAGGCGGCCAGCCGGGUUUUGUCCAAGGAAGCGUCACGAUCCAUGUCAGACAUCUCUGUCGGCGUGAGCAGCUUGUAUCUCGACGACGACAAGAUGGGCGACGAUAGACCAUCUGGCAGCCCCGACAUCUUGCAGGUCGACAGGGUCAACAGCUUUGUUUCUUUGCAAUCCUUCGAUGAUUAUGAGAGGGAGGCUGCCACCAUGGAGCCGACUGACGUCUUGCCCAUGAACAAGUUCCGCUAUCAUAUUUUCAUGGACAUUCCCGAAGACGACAUAGCCGAAGAAAUGACGCGGAUUGACUGGGUCAUGUUCUCGUCGAUUCGCAUUCGAGACUUUGUCCGGCACGUCAGCCUGCCAAUCGACCAGCGAGCCAAGUGCAAGAGCUUGAAGAACGUGAAUCGCAUGAUCAACCACUUCAACCAUGUAGCAAAAUGGGCAGCAAACUUGAUCCUGCUGAGAGACAAGCCAAAGCACCGAGCACAGAUGCUAGAAAAGUUUAUGGCUGUUGCGGGCAAGCUCCGGCGCAUGAACAACUACAGCGGCUUGGCAGCGGUGUUGGCUGGCAUCAACGGAACUGCAGUGCAUCGGCUGGCACAAACCUGGGCGCUGGUGCCGCCGGACAGGAAGCGGGCGUUUGCCAAGUUGGGCAUCCUCAUGGGCACGCAGAAGAGUCACUUUGCGUACAGACUGGCGUGGGAGAACUCACCACUACCCCGGAUCCCGUACAUCCCUCUGCAUCGUCGAGAUCUGGUCUCGGCUGAAGAAGGCAGCAAAACAUUUAUUGGCACGGACAACGAUCGAAUCAACUGGAAAAAAUUUGAGGUUCUCGGCGAAAUCUUGCUGCCCAUCAUGAAGAGUCAAAGUACAGCCUAUCCAAAUCUCACCAAGUUGGAAUCAGCUCGGGAGCUCAUCUUGGAUUGCCGUAUGCCCACAGAUGAUGAGGAGAUUUACCAUGCGUAGUGUGCAAGUGGAGUUCCAACCGGGGGGCCAUCGGACCUGUCGAAGAAGAAGUUUCCAUGGUUCGCCAAGUAGGAUAGGUCCGAGGGUAUGAGUUGAUGACGGCCAUGUGGACGAAAGAAGUCUGAGUGUGAGAUUCGUACAAAUGGAUUUAGCAUAUUUUCUUUCUCA
This is a messenger RNA of Verticillium dahliae VdLs.17, 2436 nucleotides long. Its product is annotated as ras guanine nucleotide exchange factor. Bases 1 to 2268 code for a protein of 755 amino acids. The record is from RefSeq and is a predicted model, not a curated record. Gene Ontology annotation, molecular function: guanyl-nucleotide exchange factor activity. Gene Ontology annotation, biological process: positive regulation of GTPase activity; Ras protein signal transduction. Lineage: Eukaryota; Fungi; Ascomycota; Sordariomycetes; Glomerellales; Plectosphaerellaceae. The transcript has 6 exons. Gene Ontology annotation, cellular component: plasma membrane.